Molecule: messenger RNA, 447 nt
Organism: Phycomyces blakesleeanus NRRL 1555(-)
Lineage: Eukaryota; Fungi; Mucoromycota; Mucoromycetes; Mucorales; Phycomycetaceae
Exons: 6
Coding region: 1-447 (148 amino acids)
Molecular function (GO): calcium ion binding
Source: RefSeq, a predicted model, not a curated record
AUGAAGGCUGAUUCAAGUGACAAGUACCUCCAAUACCUCAAACACUCGUUUGAUACCUAUUCUCAUGGCCAGGGAAUGAAUUUCACUAGUUUAUCAGAUGCUUACAAGAAAGCAAACGUGUCUGCUACCCCGGAUGAUAUUGAGCGACAGAUCAAGCUUUCCAAUACAAAAGAACACAACCUGUUGGAUUUCAAUGAAUUUCUGGCAGUAAUGGACAGGGGAGAUCAUGAAGAAAGUGUAUUAAAGGUGUUUGGAAUCCUGGACAGAGAUAAUGACGGUGUGAUCAAUAGUGAGGAUCUUCAGCAAGGUCUUCUCUUGUUUGGGGAGUCAGCUACAGAUGAAGAGAUUGAUAUUAUGAUCAAGGCAGCAGAUGUGGAUGGAGAUGGUCUUCUCAACUUUGAAGAGUUUUUAAAGAUCCUUACACCUUCCAAAAUCAAUGGUCAAUAA